Molecule: messenger RNA, 11232 nt
Organism: Pocillopora meandrina
Lineage: Eukaryota; Metazoa; Cnidaria; Anthozoa; Scleractinia; Pocilloporidae
Source: the annotation of a GenBank genome assembly
AUUUCCUGUCAAGUGGCAGUGAGUUCUUACUCGUCCUCAUUUGCUCUACGGAAGUCGUUGUCCUUAAAUUUGUGGAAUCUAAAGAAAGGACCGGAUCGUCCUAGAUUGCUCAUCGGAGGAUUUAAACAGUUCACUACUGUUCUUCCUGGCAGCAGCUAAGCCGCUAGGGUGAGUAUUAAGGCGAAUAUACCAGCUUAGACUGUGUCUACAAUCGGAACUUCAUCGACGCUUACUCGGCUUAACCUUGGGCGAGAUCUUGAUGGAAUGAGGCCUAUCUGGCAGUGUACUCAAGGUUUUUAUUGUACUGAGUUUAAAUUUUCGUGGAUUUCGAAUAGACUAGGAGUUCAGAGUUACUCUCAUACUAGAGAAAGGAAACGUCUUCGAGUACUUCCGUGUGUUCACUUGUAGCGUCCAAGUUCGAUGGUUAGGUUGUCAUUCAAGAGUUCGAGAUUGUGUCAUAUUCAAAUGUAGAUUUCAUUAUCUGGAGGAAUUUGAUUGACUUGAUCAAUAUAAAGUCUUACGCGUUUCUCUUCAUUUUCUGAUGUAAAUUAAUGUUCGCUAGAUAAUAAUAUAAUAAGCGAUCAAUUAGUACAUACAACAACUGUACCAUGAUCUUUGCCCAAAGUAAUAUUUUAUCCUCGCUUUCGAAUGUCUUCCCUCGCGUUCCAUUCCAUACAAUGUACAUCCCAUCUAGUUCAGAUACAGCAAUCGUGCGCAUUUAAACAAUUGUGUAAUAAUUUCAUUUACAGUGGAACUCGUUAUACCUAUAUAAUAUUUUAUUAUCUGCAGGUAGAGGCCAGAGGGCCUUCUGACCCACAAUGUCGAGUAACUCAAAUCGGGUUGGUAUCUCUUUGUGGAUCAGUGAUCUGUUUAAACUAAUUUAUGCAAGUAGAUUUGUUCAAAAAAUAUUCUUGAUGGUUUGUUAUUACAAAUCAGUGGUGUUAAGUUUAUUGUAAUUUCUUCUAUUAUUCUUGAAUCUUGGGGGGUAUGUUAGUUUUCUGUUUCCAAUGCAGAUUGUAUUGCCAGAAGAUUUUAUUAAAGGCGCUACCGCACUGUUUUUCCUUGAAGGAAAACCUUGACCGAAACUUACUAAGUUCACCAUUAGUUAAUCCUGUUUUUAUCUUCAUCCUUAGCAGUUGCUUUUCCAUUCAGCUUGUUAUAGUCCCUCUUAUUUAUCAAAAUUUUACAAUCACCUCUAGGUUUGAGGUAAUUUUGCAUGAUGCAAGUCUCAGAAUAUCAUUUUGCAGCUGCUUUACAAUGGCGGCUUGUUUUUUGGCCAUUGUAGCUUUAUUGCAUGUUUCAUCAUCAUCAUUUUCUUCUUUCUUGGUGAGACUUAUUUUUCAGGCUCAAGUUUGUUUAUUCUUUAAUGUUAUCCUCUCUCCAUUUUUUCUUUUCAUCUCUCUUUCUCCCUCUUUGUUUUAGUACCUCGCAGGAAUUACAUAAUAAGUUAUAAUAACCACAAGAUAUCCCCAUACCAUAACAGUUUGUGUCCUUUUUUCAUAUUUAGACAGUUCUGAUGGGACUUAAUGACUGAUAAGAUGCUGGACUUAGUUUUACUGACUCUAUAACUUAAAGGGGAUAUGAAGCCCAAUCUUGAACCAGUUUUAAAUUGUAUCUUAUAGCUGAAAUAGCUAUGUCUUUGGGCUUAACCUCACCUUGAAAAAUUGUUUUAUACCAUGUUUUGACUCAGUAGCAUCACUGCUCUGAAAAUUGAUGGUGGUGGUUAAUAUUACGCGAUUAAUAUUCAACAGCUGCUAAUUGUUUUGAGCUGAUGUUUUUACGGCCUUCAAAGCAGGAUAAAGGGAACUUAAAAUCAAAUUUUCUUGUAAAUAAGAAGUAGUGAAUGAAAAUAAAUAUUGAGACUUAUCUUAUUCCUCUGAAGCUAACUAGAAAUGGAUACAAAUAAAAUGGCAGUUUUAGACUUCGUUUUCCCUUUAACAAUUGGCUGAUUUUUGUAUUUUCAGGUACCCUGGGCACAGGGAACUGAAGUGGAGGGUAAAUACCAGUUUAGAGGACGGACAAGAGAGGUAGGCUUUAUGCUCUUGAAUACUUGAAACACAUUCCAUAAGAAAUUAGAAAAAAAAAGAUAGUGUAUCAUGUGGUACCCAAUAUACAUGUAGUUGUAGGUAUAAAAAUUAUAUUUUUAAAGAAUUAAAAUGUGCCCCUCUUUAUUUAGGAUCUUCCUUUUGAGAAGGGUGAGAUCCUGUGCAUUGAAAGUGUUACGCGGGUGAGUAUGGGAACAUGCAUGCUUCCACAGUUAUAUCAAAAGAACAGAAUACAUUAUUAUGAACAACUUUGUACAAACAUUCAGUGAAGGAUGUUUACCCAUGAAUUAUCAAGACCAUCUGUAUCAUUUAUCACUAUGAAUUCUCUGUCUCUGUAGUGAAAAGUCAUUUCUUUUAAAACUUAAUUCUAUCUAGAAGAGUGUUCUUGCAUUCAUGUUGUUUGUAGAUUAUUGUAUUCAAAAUACUAAAUGUGAUGGUUCAACUUGCACUGUUUUAAGAAGCAGCUAUUUAAGGUAAUUAUAACAAUAUUUACACUUUUGGCUACUUUAUGCGAGAUGGACAUGUCGUGAGAAUUCUAGGACAAUGACCUCAUCAAGGCUACUGAUUGUGUUGUGUUCUCAAUUCAGACAAUAUUGUAAUAGUAAAAAUGCCACAGAGUAACAAAAUUUUAGCUCAUUGAAACUUGUCUUUUUGUGCAACGAUUUCUGACUGUUGCCAAAAUAAUGUAAUCAUUGGCAGCCUUUGCUAAGUAAGAAAUCUCUUGCUUUGUUUUUGUUAGUUAGAGUGAUAAAAUCUUCCUAUCUUUGUUGUUGUAUUAUGAAAUAUUAUAUGGCCUGAGUAUGUGAUGCCUAUUUUUCUAGCAUGAUUGGUUUUGUGAAUUAAUAGACAUCAUUGAAGAAAUACCAGUGUUGUGUGUUGUGUAAACUUGAGUAUAGAUACAAAAUAUUUUCUGCCAAUUUUUAUUUAAUUGCAUGACAAAUUAUGCAUAGAAGACAAAGAGACUGUGCGCAAGCAUUGAACAAAUAACUAACUGUAGUCUUGUAAGGACUAAAGGUUGAUUUAAGUUUUAAUGUCUUCUUAUUUUUAGGACCCCAAUUGGUACAGAGCUUCAAAUCGUUUUGGACAGAUGGGAAUGAUACCUUACAACUAUGUUAAAGAAAAAAAGAGAGCUGUUAAACUUCAUGCAAUGCCGUAAGUGGACAUUUGUCUCAUGAAGAUUGCUACUGCUAUAAGAUUUUCAUUCAUUUCUCUGAAUGAACAUUCAGCUUCAAGCUCACAAUAGGUUCUGAAAAGCCAUGACUUCUCUAGAAAUUAAAAGGAUAAAACAAGAAUAAUCAAUAUGUAAUAUUAUAUCCAUGAAAUGGGAGGGCUUCUGUGAUUCUAAAGGAAGCCAAUGUACUGAGUGAAAGGUAAAUAUUUAAUUAGGAUGGAUAGUAAUAUAUGCAUUGUUAUGUUACUCUCAGAUGGUUUCAUGGCAAGAUCUCAAGGCAAGACGCUGAACAACUCCUUGACCGUCAUGACGACGGCUUGUUUCUGGUUAGAGAAAGUGUCAAUUACCAGGGAGACUAUUCACUCUCUGUUUGGUAUGUAGUGAAAUGAUCUUCUUCUUGAUAAAUAAUGAUGGAAGGAAUGUAUACAUGAUGGUUUGUAGGAACCAUUUAAUAUGCACCACGAAGAAUAAUUAUUGUUUCCAUGUUACAUGUAUGUAUUACCCCCUUUAAAUUAACUCUUAAGAUUGGAUUGUUAAUUCUCCCCCUUUAGCUGCCACACAUUUCCUUGUAAAUUAGUUGUGAGAAUUUGGUUUUAAAUCAAGAUAACAAGUUCUACCUGAUAUAUUUGAUUGUUCUCAUUACUUGUUUGCUGGAUAAUGUAUUGAUAUUGUAGGGAGAAGUUAAAUGUGAAUCACUUAUGGGAGUGAAAGGGUUAAGUGUCCCCUGUCCUUAACUCUUUUACUCCCAAGAUCUCAUCAGUGAUUCUCCUUACUGUCUACCAUACAGUUCUUGUCAUAUUUAGUAUUGGAUCAACUUAUAAUCCUGCUUGAUAUUUUUCUUUAUUCUCAUCACUCAUGGGAGUUAAAGGGUUUACCAUCAUUAGUUGCCAUAAGGAUGAGUUUGAUUCUAAUGAGAUGUCUGUUGUUCAUUCGAAUUUCGUUAGCUUUGGUGGUAAAGUUGAACACUACAGAGUAAGAUACACAGAUGAUAACAAACUCACCGUGGAUGAUGAAAUCUUUUUUGAAAACCUUACUAAACUUGUAGAGGUAUGUGAUGCGUAAUGCCAUACAGUUUGCUUUAAUGAGUCCAUGCUGGUUGUUUGUUUGUUUGUUUUGGAAGCAACCCAUUUCAGGUUUAAAAAAAUUAAGUUGUCUUUAUGUUUAAUUUUGUUUUUAUUGUAGUUCUCCAUUGAGGAUCAUUUGAUUAUUAAUGAUAAUUAGUUUUUUGUUAUAGACAAACAAGAAAUUAUUUUCUUCAUUUCAAAGUGAAUGCUUCUUAAAUCUGAAAAUUUUUAAACCUAAAGUAGAAGUUUCAACACUUUCCAAUCUUAAAAUCAUCAAUCAGUGAAAUAGUGUUGUUUGGAUAAUCUUGAAAUAUUGCCAGUUGCAAUUUAAUGUAUUAUUUUCCUCUUUAAUUGUUUAGCAUUAUGAAGGAGAUUCAGAUGGGCUAUGUACAAGACUAGCCAAACCCCUGAAGAAGAAAGGAGGAAACUAUGAUUUUUCUGUUGAUCCAGAGUCAUUCGAAAAAGGUUUGUUUCAAAAUCGGAUAAUAAUGUAUUGUCAGUAGCUUCUUAAGAUUACUGUAAUGCCAGACUGCCACAUUUCAAGUUUGCCCAGAAAUUAUUUUGAUGACAUUGUUUUUAGAAAAUUUUUUUUAUUAUAAACUUUGAAUCUGUUACUACUGACAGUUAUGGUUUUGUCAAAAUGUAGUGUUCCAUCUGCACAAUUUACGAAUAUAGCAUGAAUUUAAAUUACAGCCUUUUGUUUUGUUUUGUUUUCUCUAUCAGAGGGCUGGUCCAUACAACGCACGGAUUUGCAUCUGGGAAAGUCUAUUGGCAAAGGAGAGUUUGGAGGUAUGAAUAAAAAUUUUCAGCUGCAUGACUUGGUUUGUGAUCUGACAAUGUGGAGUCUUCAAAAUGGAUCUGGUUGGUAUUUGGGUUUAGUUACCAAAGGAAUUUUCAUUAAAACAACUGAAAGCUAUUACAGCUACAAUUGUCUUGGUGUGAGUCGAAUUGAGAGUACAUGAGUAAAAAAAUUCUUUGAAGUUCUAAGUGACACAUUAUUAAAACAUUGGUGGUUGAUUUUAAUUUAGAUGUUCUUCAAGCUGAAUACAGAGGGAAAAAAGUAGCAGUCAAGUCUCUGUUAGAUGACAGCCAUGCUGCCCAGACCUUCCUAGCAGAAGCUUCUAUCAUGACGUAUGUUUGAAUCUCACUGUAGACAGUUACAUUUAGUGAUGUUUUGCAGUAUAUUUUAGAUCAUAGUGUUUAUACAGUACAAAAUAAAGGUUGGCAGUGGAUCUCAUUCCUCCUACUUCUGAAUAUCCUUCAACAAGAACUGUCAUCGUGAUACUACAACAACAACAACAUUUAUCAUAAAAUAAUCAAAAGUGCAUUACAAUAAUAAUAAAAAUAAUAAUAACUUAAUUAAACUAUAUAAUUAUAUAUAUAUAUUUAUAUAUAUAUAUUUAUAGAUGAAUGUGAGGGUAGAGUCUACCCUGGCAUAAAGUGAUAAAGUGCUCAGUGCUGUGGUAGCAGAGCUAAGUAUACAUAAGUUAAAGAAUUAAAGAGGACGCAUUAAUUCUCUGUUCUUUAAUUCUUUAACUUAUGUAUAUAUAUAUUUAUCUAUCUAUCUAUAACUUAGUUGAGUUAUAUUAAGUUAUCUAUCUAUAAAUUAAUUAUAUAAAAUUAUAUACAUGUGUUCUUGAAAUAUACCUAAUAGAUCUUCACAAAAUACCUUGGAAAAGAUAUAAGUCUUAUUAGUAACAUUUAAAAGAACCAAUGUUUUCAGCCUGCCUUGGCAAAGGAAGGCAUUGUGCAUUUAGCUUUCUCCAUAAGCCACUACCAAUCUCUACUCUCUAAUGUAAGUAGGGAGCAUAUCUUUAUUCAAUGUCUUUUACAGUAUGGUUUACAUAUCCUUUGUUUUUUUGCAGGGAUUUGAAUCACAAAAACCUUGUCAAAUUAAUAGGUGUAUCAGUGGGAAAACCUAUUUUCAUUGUAACAGAAUUUUGUGGAAAAGUAAGUGCAAAGUUUAUCUUUUUGAGCAUGUGGUUUUAAACCCACUUUCAGCAAUCAAGUGUACAUACUUUUAAAUACUGAGACAAGAAUUGAAACUGUUGUCAACUUUUCUGUUGAUUCUAUUUCUAGGGAAGUUUAGUAGAAUACCUAAGAACAAGAGGGAGGACUGUGAUUAGACAGAAGGAUCUAGUAGGAUUUGGAAGGUAAACUUUAAACAGAAUGAAAAUUUCACAUGGAUUAAUGAAAGAGUAAAUUAACUGUGUAAAGACAUGAACAGAGGGAGAUGCAAUGAAGAUUAAUUUUUCCUAGUGUUGUUAUUGUCUUUUUGAAUAAAUAGGACCUGGACCUCAGGUUAUUGCAUUAGAUUCUUAGGCAAGACACUAUUCCCACAGUGUGGCACACCCCCCUCCCCUUGUAAGAAUUGUAAAUUGUAGCAGAGAGCUGAGGGGGAAAACUGACAAUUUCUGUGGGGGGUGGACUGCAAUAGAUGGGUUUCCCCCUAGGGGGAGUAGAGAUUCUUUGGGAUGCUUCAUGCUCAGAAACAAGAAAAGAAUAAUGCUUGACAGUGUAAGCAACGUGGCUCAGAGGCAGACUAUAUUAGAUUUCAUGUUUGUAUUCUUAUCAGUUUGUUUUUUGACCAUGUGAUUGUUAUUAAGAGAACUUUUCCCCAGUCCUUGAUUAAUAAACUGAAGUUCUAUGUGACCUAUGGGAUAUGCUUUGUUUUACCUAAACAGGGAUGUAGCUGCUGGUAUGGAGUAUUUAGAGUCAAAGAAUUUGGUUCACAGGUAUGAGAUGCCUUUACUAGCACCCAUUUUUAACAUCAAGGGUGUUUGUUUAAGCUUUGCUUUCAUUAUCUUUGAGACUGUACCAAAAAAAACCUCUUUUCUUGAGAUGUGCAAUUGUUUGUAACACUUAUGAUGUUGAGACUACAAGUAGCUAAAAACCAGUGUUUUUCAUCAUUUGAUAGCAACAUCUACAUCCCAGUAUAAUUAUUGUGUCACUCUAGUUUUGCUCAUCAAAUGUGAUUCUUUUUUUUCCCCUUGAAAAUGAGUAGUGCUUAAGGUUUAGAUUAUAAACACCCAUUCAAGCUGUUUGAUAUGGCUUUUAUGUUAUGGUCUCUCUGUCUAGUCAGGUAGCAGCUGACACAAAACUGACCAUUGCCCAAAGGACUGAAGUAAAGAAGUCAUAUUUGUCAUGAUGAUGCCUCUCUCUGUAAACCACCUAGUACAUUUAAGAUGACCCUUUUAUUUGAAGGAAUGAAGAAUUACUCAACUGUGUAACAUUAUAAUUUAUCCUUAGGGACCUGGCUGCAAGGAAUGUUCUCAUACAUGAGGAUGGAACAGCAAAGGUAUGUCUUUUGCUUUUGGCUAUGGUGUUGGCUGAAAUUUAGAGGAACAGCAUUAUUUCAAACUAGUUGCCAGACUAAUUAAAAGAUUACGACAUUUGAUAUUCGUUGUCUGAAAUGAAAUUCAAUUUAAGUGUAUCAAUGAUUGUCUUUAUCAUGGCAGGUGUCAGAUUUUGGACUUGCACGAGAAGCCAACUUUAAUUUAGAAGGAGGAAAGUUCCCUAUCAAGUGGACAGCACCUGAGGCCAUCAAACAUGGGGUAUGUUUAACUUAUGUUAAGUGCUCUAAUAAGCCUAGAAACUGAUUGAUAAAACAUAGACUGUUAUUUACACUACUUGCUUAAAGCUCAAAUGAAAAAGAAUGAAAUGACUCCAUGGUUAAAGGUUUUGAUUAGCCCUUUACAUACCCUGACAUCAGUAUUCGCAUUCUCCUCAGUGAUCUUUUUAAAUUUCUUAUGGUAAUGAGAAGGAGAAUUUCUUUGACAAUCAGGAACUUCUUAAACUGGUGAUCAUUUCUGUUAUUCUCAUGACCUUUACAUUUAACUUUAGGGUGAUACUGUGAGGAGAAAUUAGAAGCCAGUCACUCUUAGGAGUUGAAGGGUUAACCCCUUAAACCCCUGAGAGUGACUAGCAUCUAAUAUCUCCCAACAGUAUAACCCCUGCAUCACACAGUAAGGUCAUGAGAAUAAAGGAAAUGAUCACCAAUGAAAUAUUCUCUAUCACCAACAAAUAUCUCAUGCUAUAAUUGACCAUUGAUUGUUAUUGAAAAUCCCUCAAAGAAGUUACUUGGGCAUGAAACUGACCAAGAGGCAUGGUUGUAACAAAACUCUUAUUAGUGCAUUAAUUCCUGUGUUUAUUUGCAGAGGUUUUCAACGCAGUCUGACGUGUGGAGUUAUGGUAUCUUACUGUGGGAACUGUUUUCUUUUGGCAGAACUCCAUACCCCAGAGUGGUAAGUGAUGCAAGCUUUUAUUAAUUACUACAUUAUUUCUUUGUCGCACUGGACACUGCCUGUUCCUGGUAUUGAGUAAGUUAAAUGAAACAUGAUUAUCAUUGAUAAUUAACUGGCUGAUAUUUUGGUUGUGUAAUAAAUGCCAUUAAAACUUCUGGACAAGGAUUUAAGUUGUGUAUUUAUUCAUAUUUCUCAGCACAUAGACAAUGUAAUGGUUAAAAUUGAAAGUGGGUAUCGCAUGGAAUGCCCUGAUGGAUGCCCUGUUGGAGUUUACGAUGUGAUGAAAGAUUGCUGGGACAUCACUCCAAAUCAACGACCAACAUUCCACAAAAUAUAUAAGACCUUAGAACGGUUUCACCAAUCAUUUUUACCAGAUGGAAACUGAUGCUACCUUCUUGCAAUAUAACUCCUUUUGGUAAUGAAACCAUAUCUGUCAGAAUGAGAAAUGCUUUGAUUGUCGAUGUCAAUCUUUCCUUUCUCAGUGACAAAAGUUGUAAUAAUAACUCCAUGAAGUAUCUCAUUUCACUUCCACCCAGAAUUUUGAUGAAAUUAGUUUUGCGUUUCAAUUUUCUUUUUCUUUUUUUUUAUUUGAUGAGGAAAGUUUCUAAAGUUAGUUUUGGUAAGAAAAGUAAAUUUGUAAAGAAAGCAUUCAAUUUUUAUUUAUCUUUGAAGUUCUAUGGUGAAACAGUCGCCAUUAAUUAGCUCAUGAACAAGUAGGUAAUAAAUGCAAUAUUGAUAUGGAAAUGAUAAUACCUAGGCAACAAUAUAUAUCAAGUUUAUUGUUAGACAUCUGUGAAAUAUCCAUCUGAUUUAUUUUCCACAUCAGCUAGAGAUGUAAUUUAAGUGAUAGACAAAAAUGACAGAAGUUUAACAUGAAUUUAUCAUAUGAUUUUCUUUUGAGCUAUUGAUUUGGACAGCCCAAAUAGUUUAUCUAAUCAAGGAGUACUUUUGCUCUUUUUUUUUCCCUCAAGACAUGGAGUCAAUUUAGAAUUUAACUCCAAAUUUGACAAUUUCUUAUCAAUGCCACAAAGUUAGUAACAGUUUUUGUAACUAUAAGGACUGAAAUUUAAAUUUAAUGAGCCUUUUUUUUAUACACGUGUAUAAAGCACCUAAGAAGUUGAGAUGCAGAAGCAGAAGUCUAAAUUAGUGAUAAGUAAUUGGUUGCUAGUUGGAUGUUACUGGGUGAAGAGAAGAAAGUUACAUCUUACUUCUUUCAAUUAUAUCCUUGCUUAUCUAUUAAACAACUUGAUCACAUGUAUGUUGUGAGCUUAAGAGAUACUUUAGGAGCAGGAAGCUUUUCAAGGUGCCCUAUAGAUAAAGACAGGCUCUACAGAAUAUUAACAGGUUCACAGGAAAGGUUUCUGAAAGGAAGGAGGUGUAGGAGGGUGCAAAAGAAAUGUAAAAUGACCAUUGAAAGUAAAUAAGUUUAAGUUGCUCUUGUGUUAGUGAUUGGAUCAUGUUGCUAUUGCAGUUAUAAGUAGGACUGGUGACUAUUUGAAAUUCUUAUUUGCCAGAUUAAAAGGCUAAGCAAAUCUGUUCAGACCUUUGCUGUAGCCACUGGAACCUCUCAUGGGUUUGUCUGUGAUAGAAAGUAGUUGUAUGUUUUGAUCUGUGGCACACAGUAAUUGUCUUUCUCCUACCUUAGGUCCUUUCGGGCCUUUCACUGUUAAUCAGCAACAUUUUUUCUUGCUUGAGUGUAAUUAAAGUAAUAUUGGAAGUGAAUUAGUUUAACAUUUUUAAUCAUCUGCAGUAACUAUUUUAACCAAAAUCAAAUCCUUUUAUCUGUGAUCCUGGCAAUUUCAUGGUAACCAAGUUCAAAGUUAAUCAUGGAAAAUUGAUGCACUAGUCAUUCUUUUGUAGGUCAUGUGAAUGAUUUGCUACAAGAACUAUUUUUAUACUAUGGAAAAUAUAUUUCUGUAAACAGGAUGCCCAUAAUAGAUGGUUGUUCUGUUAACAUUGCUUAAUUGGGUGAAAUCUUAAAGUUUGAAUAUUAGGCAUCAGUAGAUUUAAGUGAGAAUGUCAAUGUUAAGUUCUUUGUACAUCCAACACUUUGUAAAUGAAGAAUCAUUAACCCUUCGCACAAUAACAUCAGUAUCCAUAUUCUCCAAACUCUUCUCUUCCCAUUUGCUUUGUUACUGAUAAGGAGAAUUGUUUAACAAUCAGAGCUUUUUAGGUUGGCUAUUAUUUCCUUUAUUUUCAUGAUCUUGAUUAAGGAUUCAGCAGAAUUAUUGUUGGGAGAAAUUAGGUGCUGGUCACUCUUAGGGCUUAAAGGGUUAAGGUGGGAGAACUUUAAGUUGUACUAAACUCAAAUAUAUUGAAAGAAUAUUACUUUAUACUUCAUAGGAAAGCAAGUUAUUAGUCUAGGCCUUAAAAUGUAUAUUUUAAUAUUACUGUAAGCUGAGUGUUAAUCCCAUGUCACCAACCAUGAUAUCCUUUAAUUUUUUCAUUUAAUAGGAUUAGCAAUUCUUUUACCAUUGUUUCUGUUGAAAAGUAAUAUCAACUUGUGACUUCUUAGACUAAUUCUAAACUUGAAAAAUAUUUUAGGAUCUUCAUUUUUUGUAAAGCUUAAGCUUGUAAUAAAAAGUGUGUGUUGAGAGGUAUCUACAUUUAAAUGUCGUAAUUCCCUCGGGUAAAUCUAAUUUUUUAAGUUGUCAUGAAUAUGGAAGCUAUUUUUCAUACACAAGUGUUUAUAUGAAUAAAGGAAAACA